This is a messenger RNA of Clunio marinus, 3973 nucleotides long. NCBI's taxonomy places the organism in Eukaryota, Metazoa, Arthropoda, Insecta, Diptera, Chironomidae. The record is from the annotation of a GenBank genome assembly.
AUGAUAAAUUAUGUAGUAAUUUUUGAUACUUUGAUGACAUCUACUCAAAGGAACGAUUCCUUCUGGCUUUCAACGAUUGUCAUCCUAAUUACAUUACUCUCAUGCAUCGUCAACCAUCAUAUGGAUCUAAGACAAAGAAUGGUCGGAGCACAAAUGCGUAUCGCUUGCUCAGCAGCCAUUUACCGUAAGACACUACGAAUGUCAAAACGAGCGACAUCACAAACUUCUGCCGGCAAUGUUGUGAAUCUCUUGUCAAAUGAUGUCGGUCGUUUGGAUUACGGAUUCAUUUUCAUUCAUUUCAUUUGGAUAUUGCCGAUUCAAGCUUGCCUAAUUUGCUAUUUAAUAUGGCGCGAAGUAAAAUAUGCUGCUGUCGUUGGUGUUGUCGGACUCCUGCUGAAAACAGUUCCAAUACAAACUGGAUUAUCGAAAGUCUCAUCUAUUUUGAGAAUGCGAGUUGCAAAGCGAACUGAUGACCGCGUUUCAAUAAUGAAUGAGUUAAUACAAGGAAUUCAAGUCAUAAAAAUGUACGCCUGGGAAACGCCAUUUCGUAAUGUUGUAAAGUUAGCGCGUAAAAAAGAAAUUGAUCAGAUUCAGUGGGCGUCUUACAUCCGCGGAAUUUAUCUAUCAACGAUGGUUUUUACUGAACGUUCAACACUUUUCAUUGCCAUCAUAGCGUGCAUUUUUGAAGAACGUCCUAUAACAGCCGACUUAGUAUUUUCCAUGGCAACAUUCUUCAACGUUCUUCAAUUAACUGCUGCAAUUUUUUAUCCGCUGGCUGUGUCGUUGGGUGCUGAAGCGUUGGUCUCAUUUAAACGAAUACAAGACUUCUUGAUGCUUGAGGAACAAGAUCCUACAACACCUGGUCUACAUCAGAAUGAGAUAGAAAUCAUGGAGCCUGAAUCGAAUGUAAUUGAAGUAAUAAAUGUAAACGCAUCGUGGACGAGCGAUUAUAAAAGCAAAACUUUAUCAGACUUGAACAUGAAAAUCAAAAGUGGAAAACUUUGUGCCAUUGUGGGAUCGGUGGGAAGUGGAAAGAGUUCCAUUCUUCAACUUUUGCUCGGUGAAUUGCCAAUUUAUUCCGGUGAUGUUUUGAUUAAUGGUGACAUAUCGUAUGGUUCACAAGAGUCAUGGCUGUUUUCUGGCACAGUUCGAAAUAAUAUUCUCUUCGGUUUGCCAUACGAUAAGGCUCGAUAUCAAGAGACUAUAAAGCAUUGCGCAUUGUUGACAGACUUACAGCAAUUGCCCCAUGGUGAUAAAACGUUCGUCGGAGAACGCGGCAGCGCAUUGUCAGGUGGGCAAAGAGCUCGUGUGAGUCUCGCACGUGCUGUUUACAAAAAUGCUUCGAUUUACCUUCUCGACGAUCCACUCAGUGCAGUAGAUUCUCAUGUUGGAAAACAUUUAUUUGACGAAUGUAUUGGACCCAACGGGUAUCUAGCAAAGCAACGGGCGACUCGAAUUUUGGUGACACAUCAAGUUCACCUUCUUCAAGAGGCUGAUUGGAUUGUCGUGAUGAAUCAAGGAGGUGUCUUGAGACAAGGUACUUACAAUGAUGUGAUGGACAUUGACUUGACACAAUUUAUAUCGCCUGUUCAAAGUGAAGACGAUGAUUUGGAUGGUGAUGAAUUUAAAGAAGAAAUUGAAGAAGACGAAGAAGACAUCCCUUAUAUUGAUGACGCCCCAGGAAGCAGCAAAGGAUACUUGAAAUUGAAAACCAUUGAACCGAAAAAAUCGGUGUCUCGCACUUCGAUUGCUAGCAGCGUGGGUGAUAUUAGCGUGAUAAGUAAUGAGAAUGAAGCAAGACAAGAAGAGAAGACCGAAACAAAAAUUUCCUUUUACAAAGUUUUCUGGUUGUAUUUUAGAGCUGGCGCGAACGUGUCGAUUCUUUUCUCAAUUUUGCUGUUUUUGAUUUUCUCACAAGUCGUCACGUCUGGUUCUGACUACUUUAUUACAUUUUGGACGAAUCAAGAAUUCAUUCGACUCAUGGGCCAUAAAACUUUCUUCACGACAACUGAAGGAUUGUACAUUUAUGGAUUCUUAAUUCUCGCUGUCGUUGCUGUGACAUUGUCACGGGGAUUUAUUUUCUUCGCUGUUUGCAUGAGAUCAUCGAAAAAGCUUCACGAUAAAAGCUUCUUGAGCCUUCUGCAUAGUCCCAUGAGGUUUUUUGACACCAACCCAUCUGGAAGGAUUUUAAACAGGUUCUCUAAAGAUAUGGGUGCGGUUGACGAACUUUUACCCAAGGCCAUCAUUGAGGCGACUCAGAAUUUAUUGGUAAUGUCAGGAAUAUUAAUCCUUAUUGCCAUUACUACAUCGGGUCCGUGGUUUCUCAUUUCUUUGGGUGGUGCCGUCCUUCUUUAUGUAUUAAUCCUCAAACUCUACUUACAAACAGCUCAGGAUUUGAAGAGAUUGGAAGGAAUUACCAAAAGUCCAGUAUUUAGUCAAAUGGCAGCAACAUUAAAAGGCAUUUCAACCAUACGGGCAUGUAAGGCGAGCAAACGAUUGACAAUCGAAUUCGAUAACCUUCAGAAUGUUCAUUCGAGUGUUUGGCAAAUAUUGAUGAGUGUUAACGCAGCACUUGGGCUUUGGUUAGAUAUCGUCUCUUGUGGCUUCGUUGCUUGUGUCUGCUUUAGUUUCAUUAUAUUGAGUGGAGAAAGUACAACGAGCUCUUCAAGCGUUGGUUUGGCAAUAUCGCAAGCACUUAUACUCACUGGAAUGGUUCAAUAUGGUAUACGACAAGCGAUGGAGUCGUUUCAACUGUUCACCAACACAGAACGUGUCUUGCAAUAUACAAGAUUGGAACAAGAGCCACUAAUUUCACGAAAACCGACAAGAGAUUGGCCAUUCAAAGGUUUGAUUGAAUUCAAGAACAUGUCGCUCUAUUAUGACGUCAACAUAGCACCUGCUUUGAAAAACUUAAACAUGACCAUCGAACCUGGAAUGAAAAUUGGCAUCGUUGGGAGAACAGGAGCUGGGAAAAGCUCAAUCAUAAAUGCAUUGUUUCGUUUGUCAUACAUUGACGGAAGAAUUUUGAUUGACGGCAUAGACACGAGUGAAAUAAAUUUAGAAAGUUUACGGUCAAAAAUAUCAAUAAUUCCACAAGACCCGGUGCUGUUCAGUGCGACGAUUCGUUAUAAUUUAGAUCCGUUUAAUGUCUUUCAAGACGAUCAGAUUUGGAAGGCAUUGGAGGUGGUUGAGAUGAAAACCGCAAUAAAUGGCCUUCAAUUUAUGGUAACUGAGGGAGGGAGCAAUUUCUCUGUGGGUGAACGGCAACUCCUGUGCUUAGCUCGAAGUCUCGUAAGGAACAAUAAAAUUUUGCUGCUAGAUGAAGCGACAGCAAACAUCGAUCAAACUACAGACGCUCUCAUACAGAAAACCAUUCGAGAAAAGUUCUCUGACUGCACGGUUUUAACGAUAGCUCAUCGUUUACAUACCAUCAUGGACUCUGAUAUGGUUCUUGUGAUGGAAAACGGAUACGCAAAAGAAUAUGAUGUCCCAUAUAAGCUGCUUCAGCAGCCUUUUGGAAUUUUUCGAGGACUGGUUAACAAUUUGGGUCAAGCGGAAAGGCACAACCUGACAGAAAUUGCCAAACUAAAAUAUGAUGAAAUUUUUAGUCGAGAAGCUCAACCGAAAAAUAUUUGGAAGUUUAAGGAUAUUUAAAAACUCUUUUGGAGAUAAAAGGAAAAAGAAGGAACUAGAAUAUGUAUUUAAUUAAAUCAGGUUUCGAUUUAUUAACCCAAGCUUAUAUAAGUUAAUAAUAAGGAAUAUAAAUACUCAUUUCUACCUACUAUCAACUAUGGUUGAUGAGAAAAGUAAUUUAAAAGUAAAUUUAGGUAUUUUGAUAAGUUAAGAAGAACGAAUAAAUGAAUGAAUGGAUGGAUAAAAGGAUAAAGAUUCUUCAUUUAAAAUUAAAACUUCUUCGUCUUCGUCUUUAUAUCCCCACAUCAUUCUUUUGUUUCUGAGACGCUUUGCUUGUGAA